Molecule: messenger RNA, 2040 nt
Organism: Truncatella angustata
Lineage: Eukaryota; Fungi; Ascomycota; Sordariomycetes; Amphisphaeriales; Sporocadaceae
Product: fungal-specific transcription factor domain-containing protein
Exons: 5
Coding region: 28-1854 (608 amino acids)
Biological process (GO): DNA-templated transcription
Molecular function (GO): DNA binding; zinc ion binding
Source: RefSeq, a predicted model, not a curated record
AUAAGUACAGAUCCAACUGAAAGGUUUAUGUGGCCUCGUUUCCUUUCGCGACUGAGAGAAACAUUCUCGCUCGACCCAGGGCCAGCCCUAGAGGGAAAUGUGAUAGCAUCUAUGCAGGCGCAAGCCCUCCACACACAUGCGCUACAACCCGCCGAACUACAAAGACUACGCAGGGCUGUCGAAGCAUUUCCACCGAGACAAGUAGCUGAUUUUCUGCUAUCCGUCUGCAUAGACCAUGGUACUGAUUCCUUCUUCUAUUUUCACCAACCUCAGUUUCUUGCUGAGAUCAACGAAUUCUAUACGGAUACCUCGUCUCGGCUGCGCUCGGACUGCAGUUUUGUUUGUCUUGCUCACGCUGCUUUCGCCCUCGGCAGUCAAUGGACCACACUAGCAAGGCCUGCAAGCUCUCGAUCCUCAUUAUCACUAGAGGACAGUGAUCCUGGGCGGAUUUUUUAUAACCAGGCACGCUCCUUGAUUCCAGACGUCAUUGACAUGCCGUGCCUUCGGGCUGUACAAGCGCCAUUUGUAAUGGGCGUUUACCUAUUGCCGGCCAGUGCUUUAGGCGCGUCUUACAUGUAUCUUGGCUUAGCACUUAGAAAAGCCCUUGCACUUGACCUACAUCUCAAUUCGGAUGAUCCGAACCUGAGUGAAGAAGAACUAGAAAUUCGUCGAAGAAUUUGGUGGUCAGUAUACUCUUUAGAGCGUGCUUCGACUGUGAAGUUGAACAGGCCGAGAUCAAUAAGCUCGUCGAUCAUCACCGUCGGCCUUCCUCGUCUAUUAGAACCAUUAGAUAAACAGCAGAAGUUCAACAACAUUAAACUUCAGAUAGCCGAUGCUCGCUUAAUGAUGAUCUUGGACCGUGUCCCUGACGCUUUUGAAUGGGCCUCUACCUUGGAAGGUUUAACACCGUUCGAGGCUGAGCUAAAGGACUGGAAGCAUUCACUACCAGAUACCCUUCGAUUGCAAAACAUACAUCCACGGUCUUCUCAUUAUCGUGCGACCUUCCACCUGUACACUAAUUACUACUUCUCGUGGAUUGCCAUGGGUAAGGUUAGUGUUGUGACUGUUGUCCGUGGCAAGCUUCGACAUUAUCUUGGCCGGGAAUCCCAAGUCUCUGAGACAAACCCGCACAUUGAGGCACUAGCUAAGCAUUGCAUUAAAGCCGGCAAGAAGAUGCUUCGGUUAUUCGAAGACAUCCGUACCACGGGUAAUCUGACUCGAUUUUCGUUCACCGAUUUUCAAGCUUGCAGUAUUGCCACCAUUGUGGUCCUACUGGCUGGCAUUGUUGAGCGGGAUGCUGGGUACGAGAGGCAAGUGUCAUUUGGUUUGGAGUGUUUGACGAAAAUGGCUGAAGGUAAUACUACUGCCCAGAUGGGAGUUAGUUUUGUGGAAGCUCUUCAAUUGAUUGCCGAUGAGGCUUUCGAUAAAUUGCUUCAAGCAAAGGCUGCUGUCCUUUCAUCUGCGGUACCUCAACAAGGAACAAAUUACAAUAACUGGGCUGCUUGGCUAUUGCAGCAGACCGACUCCAGCAAAGUACUAGAUGUCGCGCUAAAUCAGUCGUCCGCACUGGACACUAAUGGUAGUUCGACUUUGACAACAUCAACGUGGCCAGUACCUCAUACACAAUCCUCCUCGUCUGGGUUCACCUCAUGGGAUGGAGCUACGGCUCUACAACGACUCUCACUCCCUCCUCUCACGACGCUUGGUCUUGCACAGGACGACGGAGGCACAUUCGCAUCACAACCUGUAGAUAACGGGUUUCUCUCGAAUAUAUACAAUGACGAUCAAGCUUUCCUUAUGGGUCUUACCGGCUUCGACGUCCUGGGGGUUUCUGGUUUGCAAGACGAGCUUUGAACUGGAAAGGACAAACGUCCAACGUACUCUAGAGUAUUUCUCACUGUUAUUGCCCACAAAUAACAUUUGAGCAAUUUUCAUGAAGUCAACGAGGAAUCAGCUCGAUACACGAUUCCAGUGACUCCGCUUGAUAUCCCCGAGGAGUGACCUUGCCUAUUCUAUCCUUUUUUCUUCUCCUUCUUCUUC